AUGAGGUUCUCGUUCGUCUAUUCCUUCGCUUCGAUACUAUCACUUGUCAUUGCUGCUGACAACGACACCAUUACUACCGCUCCAACUACAACUGCAGACAACCCAUAUGCUACUUAUCCAAGUGUUCCAAAGACUGCCUCAAUCAACGGUUUUGCUGAUAGAAUUUAUGACCAAUUACCAGAGUGUGCCAAGCCAUGUAUGUUCCAAAACACAGGUGUGACCCCAUGUCCAUACUGGGAUACCGGGUGUCUUUGUAUCAUGCCAACGUUCCAAGGAGCAGUUGGAUCAUGUAUUGCACAAAACUGUCGUGGAGAGGAUGUACUGGACGCCAGGUCGUUGGCCACAUCAAUCUGUUCCAGUGCUGGAGUUUGGGAUCCUUACUGGAUGCCGCCAGCUAGUGUUACGUCGAUGCUCGAGUCUGCUGCUACCGCAGUUCCAAUCAGUUCCACUAUGGAGACCCCAUCUUCGGAGGCACCUUCAUCAAAUGGGGAAAUUUCGUCUACUGUUGUGCCAUCUGCUGAAUCAUCUGUUGUGCCAUCCACUGACCCAUCCACUGACCCAUCCACUGACCCAUCCACUGACCCAUCCACUGGCCCAUCCACUGACCCAUCCACUGUCCCAUCCACUGUCCCAUCCACUGACCCAUCCACUGUCCCAUCCACUGUCCCAUCCACUGUCCCAUCCACUGUCCCAUCCACUCUCAGUAGAUCUACAUCAGUGUCUUUUGUUGAAACUACUUUACCUACUGAGUCAGCUACCCGGGGUGAUCCAUUUGUAAUCUCAGUCUUGUUUAACGGUGAGGUAACCACUUUUGGGUCAAACAGUACCCAUAUCAAGUUGUUUGAUGGUGCUGAGGCUCAAUUCACAAUUAUUGACGGUUUGCUUCAAGUUGGUGCUUCUGGAUAUGUCCAAAUUGGUUCAGCUGGAGAAUUGAAUGUUGGUGAUAUUGACAGCGCAACAAGCGGUUGGGGACUCGAAAACAUUUGGGUUACAUUGACUCAGUCGUCUUCUGCAAGGUUUGUUAAGCGUGACAAUGAAGUUCAAUUCUUUGCAUGUCCUGCUGAAGUUGGUUACGAUGUGCGUGUUGCUGAUGGUGAAGGAUGUACUGCAAUUGAUGCUGUUGUUGGACCUUUGUCGGGCUCCCAAUCUUCAACUAUUGAAGCAUCAAGUACUACAGUAUUGGCACAUGGAAGCAGCAGUAUUGAUGAUGCGACGAGCUCAUUGGAGCUUAGUGAAACAAAUGAAUCUGUCACUUACUCAUCAGAUUCUUCGCGAGAGUCUUCUUCCUACCCAGCAUCGUCCACUGUUGAGUCGGAGAUUACAACAACUGAUGACGAGGGAAAUGCGUUUGUGUUAACCACAACUGUUCUUGUAACUAAGGUUAGUGAAUAUUGUGCGCAAGAGUCUGCCAACUCUGUCCAAAGCGAAGCGCAUGCAGCCCAAACAAGUGCGGCUGCAGUUCAAUCUAGAUGUAUUGAAAAGCAACAAAGUAUUGUUACUGUUAUUGUGUCGUGUGGAUCUGCCAUUUCAUCUUUGAACUCAGUCAAGUCGAGUGCCGAGCAAGUUACAAAGACUGAGAUUGUUCAUAGUUGUGAAAGUGAAAUCAGUUCCCUCCAUUCGGUUGAGCAAGAAGCACAAAAGACAUUGGAGGCAGUUGCAUCUGAAUAUGAGUCGGCAGUUUCGGUACAGCAAUCAGCCGCACAAGUUCAAAAGUCAGCUGCGCAAGUUCAAUUGAGUGAAGCUGAAUCGCAGCAUUCAUCGGAGGCUGUUGCGCAUGCACAGUCUGCUGCUGCUCAAGCAUACACUGCUGUUAUUGAAGCGUCGCAAGCUGUGUCGGUUGCUUCGAUGGCUAAAGAAACUGUUGCUGCUGUUGCUAGAACUGCCCCUGGUGUACAAGAGACUGGUAGUGGUGUUGCUGUUGUUGCUGCUCAACAAGAUGAUCUUGGAGAAGGAGAACUGACGCAAACUGUUGUUUUAACUUCAAUUGAGUCAGCUGCUGCUACCGGUCAUCAAAUUAGCCAAGAAGCAGCAGCAGCAGCAAGAGCAAACUCAUUGGGCUCCUCCUCCUUGGAGUCAGAGACUAGCAAUGAGACACAAACUGUUGCAGCAGCAAAUGCUGGAUCUAAGUCGUAUGGAUUAUCAAUGAGCUUGAUGAGCACCAUUGUUGCCUUUGCUGCUUUGUUGAUUUAG
Lodderomyces theae is the source of this 2190-nucleotide messenger RNA. It is a transcript of the gene CSA1, whose product is annotated as Csa1p. The transcript has a single exon. The record is from RefSeq and is a predicted model, not a curated record. Bases 1 to 2190 code for a protein of 729 amino acids. NCBI's taxonomy places the organism in Eukaryota, Fungi, Ascomycota, Pichiomycetes, Serinales, Debaryomycetaceae.